AUGCAGCGAGGUACCGGCCUGGAUGUGGACGACGAGGAGCGUGGUUUUUCGAACCUCGGCAGGGCAGAGCUGGGCUUGCUGCAGACAGCACUGGUUGCUUCUUCAGACCGUGUGGCCGGGGAGCUCAGUGGCUUGUUACUGCAGCUCGGGGAAAGCCUUGCAGAUGGCUCCGAACUUCAAGAGAUUGUGCAAGAUAUCAUGGCCUUGCCUGCACUGGACCCUCGUUUUACUCGUGGGCAGGAUGCAGUCGUUCUUUCUCGCGAUGAUUUGGGUUUGGUGCAGACUGCCCUGGACGCCACAUCGCAGCGAGUAGCUGGUGAGCUUAGCAGGAAGCUGACAGCACUUGGGGAGCACCUUGUGUCAGGAAGUCCCGAGCUGUCGACUAUUGUCCGGGCCAUUCAAAAUUUGCCCAUGGAUGCUGCCGGGGACAGGCGACAGAGUGGCUUGACCAACUCGGUAGGUGUAAACACAUCGGCAGCGAUGGUCCUUCCCAGCAAGGAUGGCAGAGACAGCCCCGAGGGCCCCGAGGGCCAACAGAAGGAUUCCGCUUUUCAGGCUGAGCUCGGCCGGAUGCGUGCCAGCCUUGACGCUGAACUGAAAGCUGCCAAGGAAGAGGCAGAGCGACAGCGGCUCCGUGCCGAGGAGGCCAUGCGAAAGCUGGAAGAGGAAGCCAGGAAGGCAGAGAACAUCAUUACAGAUCUUCGAAACAAGCUCAAGGCCCUACAAGCUUUGCUGGAAAGAGCAGGAUUGGGCAAAGAAGCGGCCGCAGCACUGUCACAAUCAGGCUUGAAAGACUUCAUCGCUGGGCGUGAUGUGUUCGAGAGGCUAUACCGGGAUGCUUUGCGGCGGAUGCGAGUUUAUGCUGAAACGCAGUUGCGCCUGCUAAAUAUGUCGGCUGCUGACUUCCUGCAGACUUUGCAUGAUUUGGCGGCCUAUCCCGUUGGCGCGGUGGAAGCUGCAAUAGAGCUGCAGCGGCAGGGGCGGAAGCAGGACGAGGAGUCGCCACUUCUGGUCAUGGGCUACGCCGGCCACACUAAGGCUGCAGAGCAACGCAACACUGGGCCGUCACCGGCAUCCAGUCCGAAGAACCUGAGGCAGGCAGACAAUGUGGAUAUCCCAAGUACUGCACGGCAUCUCCGCAAGUUCAAGACUUCCAAGACCACCACAGGCGAAGUGGACAAGCGAAGCAAAGCCUCUGGGUCAGGAAGUUCAGUCAUAAGGCGUGCAGCCACUGAAGGCUCCUCGCUCCGUGGUGUGCCGAUCAGAACGCUGCGCCAGACUUUGUUUGAAGGUUUUCAAGACCAAGGCUCGCCCAAGGAUGAAGCUCACGGUAGAUCCUCGAACAGGGAGGCUCACGGAGACUCCAACGGCCAUAGCGAUCAAGAAGGAAGGUUUACGCGAGCUGUAGCGGCUGGUAGCCAGCUUCUUCCGCGUCCUGGCACUGGUAGUGGGCAUCGCCGCCCCCUGCUUGCACAUGGUUUGCACGCGCCGCGCCCAGCCAGCAGUGGCAGAGCCAAAGCGCGGGCUCGAGCGGAGACUGGAAGCUUCCCGGACCCGCGGCAAGCACGGCAAGCCCAUCCUAUGCAGGAACAAAGCCGGAGCUUCGGAUAA
Symbiodinium sp. CCMP2592 is the source of this 1611-nucleotide messenger RNA. The record is from the annotation of a GenBank genome assembly. NCBI's taxonomy places the organism in Eukaryota, Dinophyceae, Suessiales, Symbiodiniaceae.